AUGCUGAAGCCCUCGAAUUUCGUGGCCGUCGCACCGGACGGUGAGACGAAGAUUCUCUUUCAUUUCCUAGAGCUGGUGGACAGCUUCUUCAUUUACAUUUCGGAUGUCCGCGACGUUGGUGCACUUGAUGACCUACACGUGGGCCUGCCGCCGAGGGGCUUACUCCUCCCAAAAACGACGACGGGAAUGGUUCCGGCGGUGCAGCAUGCGAAGAAGAUUCUUGAUACAGGAAACGCUGGUGGCGUCGACAGUGUGAAGAUGGCCAGAGCACCAGCUGAAGCCGAGACGAAGGACAUAGCAUCCAAUCCCGUCGAAAAUGUUCUCACUCCGAAAGCUAGUUCGAAUCCGUCAAACCCCCAGGAUCAACACAGUCCCAAACCGGCACCUGUUUCUUCGCUCUUCACCGGAAUGAAGUUCAAGAUCAAAAACCUGGAGAAGCAAGGGAGUUCCUGUUCCACUGAGUACCCUUCGCAGACGACCAACGACCUCCAGGAUAACAACUUCAUUAGCGCGGCCUCUUCGCUGCACACCAACCUGUACAACCCGAACUCGGGCUACUCGACGGCCACUGACGGGAUGAAAAAGGACCCGUUGAAGCACCCGCUGAGCAAGGUGCUGAUGCAAAAAUCGAAAUCGAACACGCUUGAAAGCCUGGGCGAGGAGGAAUUACCCCAACUCGGACGCGAGAACGAGGAAGACCAAACGCCAAAUGGCACGAACACCUUCGAUCGCACGCAUUCGGUGCAGUUCGACAUUUCCAACUCCUCGAUCGGCCUCCACCCGAUGGGCACGCCGCCCUGCACGCGCACGGCCUCGCAUUGCACGUCGCGAUUGUCGGUCGGCGUCAGCCGCCGCGCGGCGUCGCCCCGGGCGCAAAACAUGAACAUGCAGGAACACCAGCAGCUGUUGGCCAACUCAUUAGCGAAAUUGAAGAUCAACGAACACGUGCUGCAAAUGGAGCACGGAGGACUGCAACUGGCGGACGAGAUGUUGUUGCAAGCCGGAGGAGCUACGGGGGCUGUGGACUCGGAGAUCUCGGCGAAGUCGACCACCGUCGGAACAGAGGUUACCAUGACUGGUUUUCCGGGGGACGCGGAGGAGGAGGAAAGCGCCUCGGGGGUCAAAACUGGGCCUGUUCUUGCCGAGAAGAAUGCUCAGGAUCUUCGCGUCCAAAAGAAGUCCUCGUUGCUUGCGACCGAAACUGCAUCAGCGGCCUCAUCUUCUCCUACUGUUGACGACCUGUUCCCGCAGCCCAGUUCCUGCGUAAUGGGCUCGUUGGACGGGCUGGGCGGCACGUUGGCGAGUCAGCUAGCCCUGUUCCAUAAAAAGCCGAUGCACGUCAGCUGCAAUCUGCGGGGGAACUGCCAGGACUCGAGUUCGGAAGAGUAUGGAAACAUGCAGCUGUUCCUCCUCGAGCAGUGUCGGAAUUUUUUGCUGAAGCAGCGAGGUGAUAACGCGGUGGACAACAAGGUCAAAGAGCAGGAAAGUACGAUGUUGGAACCCAAAUGUUCUUCGCAGCAGAAAAUCGUGGAAGCCGCAAGAGCUGCUGCGCCGCAGAAUCGUCCCCCGACAGUGUUGUCGACGCUCGAUGCAUCUGGCGCGGGCGCUGGGGGCGCAUGA
Amoebophrya sp. A120 is the source of this 1620-nucleotide messenger RNA. The record is from the annotation of a GenBank genome assembly. NCBI's taxonomy places the organism in Eukaryota, Dinophyceae, Syndiniales, Amoebophryaceae.